AUAUCGAUAACACCGAAGGUUUUUCCAUCGCAUUUACUUUUAUUAUUAUUAUUGUGCUUUACAACAGAAUGCGGAGCAAGCAAUUUAUAUUUCUCGCCAUUUCGGCCUGCUUUUUGGUGACCAUAAAAUCGACGCCCUUAAGCGACAUAUCGGAUUCGGAUGAAUCAACUUCGGUGGAUGAAAAACCACAGAAAAAUCCAGAUGAUUAUAGUAAAUUUGGCGUGUUCCCCUUUAAGGAUGAAGAUGAAUCAUUGCAAGACUCUUCGGGGGAGAUGUCCGUACAGGAUCACAACUGGGAUGUUUUAAUUUUCACGCAACAAUGGCCGGUGACCACAUGCUAUCAUUGGCGCGAGGAAAACCCCGACCAAGAGUGCAGUUUGCCCCAAAAGAAGGAAUUUUGGACCAUCCACGGCAUCUGGCCAACGAAACUUCACCAACUCGGACCCAAUUUCUGCAAUAAUUCAGCCAGCUUCAAUCCGGACAAGCUUGAACCAAUUGAGGAUCGUUUGGAGACUUUUUGGCCAGAUCUUAAGGGAGAGGAUACCACGGAGUGGCUGUGGAAACACGAGUGGCAGAAGCAUGGAACGUGUGCUAUGCUUCUAGAGGAACUAGACAGCGAACUAAAGUACUUUCAAAAAGGACUAUCAUGGAGGGAGGAGUACAUUAUGUCGCGUAUCUUGGAUGCCUCUGACAUUCAUCCUGAUUCCAACAACACGGUUGCGGCAAUAAAUAAUGCAAUAGUCAAAGCACUGGGAAAGAAUCCCUCGAUCCAUUGCCUGUACGACAGCAAACACGGCAUCAGUUAUCUCUCGGAGAUUCGAAUUUGCUUUAGCAAAUCGCUGGAGCUCAUUGAUUGCGAUGGUGUCAAACAGGGCGAUGCAGUGCCCGUUGGCGUUCCCGGUGGCACCAUUAUCACCAAUUGCCAUAUCGGCAGUCUCGUUCAUUAUCCGAGCUUGGUGCCACCGCAGCAAAGGAAAAGCAAUUGGAAGUUACCAUUGGUUAACGUCUACAAACUGCUGCAGUUCCUCAUGUGGUUCACCUUGUAAAGAGGACAUUUUUGUAACCCAAGUUGGGAAAUAUUUUGAGGCGCGCCUUAGGAGGACUCAUCGUUAACUCCACUAUUGUUUAAUCCUUCCAUUGAUUUAAUGUUUUGGAGAUUCGAAGCUUAACAAUCAUAAGCGUACGUACGUUUUAAAUAGCUGCAAAUCUAGUAAAUUAUAAACAAAAGAGGUCAUAUUUUAUAUUAUUAUUACUUGCGAAGGUCUAUGAACUUAUAUAUUCACAUUUGUUGGCCACUUAUAAUUGAUUACUUACCCUAAAUCGAUGGUAUUAUUUGAAAUUGUACAAAAAUGGAUAUUUUCAACGAAGCAAUAUCAUCAAGUUUCACACUUAUUAGUUUUUAAGCUCACAUUUGUUGGGAUUAACUUUAUCCCUUUCAUUGCAGGGGACAUGGAUAUUCGAUUAAAAAGACAACAAUUAAUAUGUAUUUUGAAA
Messenger RNA from Drosophila eugracilis, 1494 nucleotides. RefSeq names its product ribonuclease Oy. Gene Ontology annotation, molecular function: ribonuclease T2 activity; RNA binding. NCBI's taxonomy places the organism in Eukaryota, Metazoa, Arthropoda, Insecta, Diptera, Drosophilidae. Gene Ontology annotation, cellular component: extracellular region. The transcript is spliced from 2 exons. The coding region runs from base 69 to 1046 and encodes 325 amino acids. Gene Ontology annotation, biological process: RNA catabolic process. The record is from RefSeq and is a predicted model, not a curated record.